AUGGCAGACAUAGAUGCAGUUCUUUUCAUGGUUGCCAGACGGAAUAUCCGGCGAAAAGCCGUGCGUAGCCAAACCAAGAAGAGAUUCAGACUUCAUCAGAACGUGCAACAACUGCCCGAUGAGCUACUAAUACAGCGAUGUCGUUUUGACAGAGAGACAAUUAAAUACUUAUGUGGCGUUUUAAAUGACAAACUGGUCAAUCCGUAUGCGCAUAACCACCCUUUGUCAUUGGAGGCGAAAAUCUGCGCUGCUCUGGCCUACUAUACCAGCAACUCUUUCCAGACAGCCGUGGGGAAUUUUGUAGGAGUGUCACAGUCGACCAUCAGCCACGCCGUCACCCACGUCACAGAUGCUCUGGUGGAAUUAGGCGAGCAGUUCAUUCAGUUCCCUCCCCCCGAGUCGCACCAGCGGGAGAAGCAGCAGUUCUGCAACAUUGCGGGGUUCCCUGAUGUUCUGGGGGUCGUGGGGUGCAUGCACAUUGCAAUCAGGGCGCCCCCUGGGGACCCACACACCUUCCUCAACCACAAGUCUUUUCACUCUCUGAAGGUUCAGAUAACAGCAGAUGUGAACUCCACCAUCACCAGUGUGGUGGCUCGAUUCCCUGGGUCCUCCAAGGACUCUUUCAUCUGGAGUAAGAGCCCAAUGGCAGCACGUUGUGCUGCUGGCUGUCUAGGCACAGGACAUCUCCUUGGAGGGUCUGGGUACCCCCUCCGGCCCUGGCUCCUCACCCCAGUUCGCCAUCCAUCCUGUAGAGCAGAGGAGCUUUAUAACGAGGCCCUGAAGAAGACCCACAGCACGGUGAUGAGGACCUGCCAGCUCCUGAAGAAGCGCUUCCGCUGCCUGGAGGGGACCAGGGUCCUGAACUGCUUCCCUGAGAAGUGCGGCCGCAUCAUCAUUGCUUGCUGUGUCCUCCAUAACAUCGCCGUUUCCCGUGGUGUGGAGCUGCCACCCAACGAGGGAGCAGCACCAGGGCAGAGGGACAGACGGGACAGCAGGGAGGAGGAGGAAGAGGACAAGGAGGAUGAAGGAGACGAGGAAGAGGACACACAUUACCACCUUGGCAAGCAAAAACGAGAAGCCAUCAUUCAGCAGCACUUUGAAAAACUGUGA
Messenger RNA from Megalops cyprinoides (Indo-Pacific tarpon), 1110 nucleotides. RefSeq names its product putative nuclease HARBI1. The record is from RefSeq and is a predicted model, not a curated record. NCBI's taxonomy places the organism in Eukaryota, Metazoa, Chordata, Actinopteri, Elopiformes, Megalopidae. The transcript has 2 exons. Bases 1 to 1110 code for a protein of 369 amino acids.